Styela clava is the source of this 411-nucleotide messenger RNA. The record is from RefSeq and is a predicted model, not a curated record. NCBI's taxonomy places the organism in Eukaryota, Metazoa, Chordata, Ascidiacea, Stolidobranchia, Styelidae.
AUGUCGUGUGACACUUGUCCCAUUGGGACACGUGGGGCAAGUGGGAAACGUGGGACAAGUGAGACACAUGGGACAAUUGCAACAAGUGGGACACGUGAGGCACAUGGGAGAAAUGCGACAAGUGGGACACGUAAGACAAAUGGGGCACGUGGUACUAUUGGGAUACGUGGGACAAGUGGUACUAUUGGGACACGUGGUUCAAGUGGGACACGUGCAACAAGUGGUACUAUUGGGACACGUGGUUCAAGUGGGACACGUGCAACAAGUGGGAAACGUGGGACAAGAGCGACAAGUGGGAUAUGUCGGACGCGUGGGAUAAGUGCGACACGUGGGACAACUGCGACACGUGAGACAACUGGAACAAGCGGGACCAAUAGUACACGUAGGACAAGUGAGACACAAUUUUUCUGA